Blepharisma stoltei is the source of this 4571-nucleotide messenger RNA. The record is from the annotation of a GenBank genome assembly. Lineage: Eukaryota; Ciliophora; Heterotrichea; Heterotrichida; Blepharismidae.
AUGGUAAAAAACCUUGAAAAGAAAUGCGAACCAGCUCAAAAACAAUCAAUUGCAAAACGAAACAAUAAAGGACUCAUAGAUGCCAAGCUCAAAGCUGUAGGGAUUUCUUGCUUCAAAGAAGGAAAUAAUCCUUACUGCAAAGUAUGUAAAGAUAGUGGAAGUUUGAUGAUGUGCGGGCAUUGCUCGAGGUCGGGUAGACAUGGAAUUACCAUAUGGUGGUAUUUUCAUAACAUUUCGUGUCCUAUAAAAAUAAUUAUAGAAUUCUAAAAAAGUAGGAAAAACCACAAAUGGAUUUUUUUGAGUAUAAAAGCGCAUGAAAAUGCCAAACAGUAAAACCUCACUUAUAAGCCAGCAUGAAAAUACCAAUGAUGAAAAAUUUAUAAUAUUAAAGCUGAAUAGUAUAGAAUAGGGCAAAUGCAAAAUGCAAUGAAUCCCCUAUCUUACAAGAGGACAGGGAAAUCAAAACUAUCACAUAUUUAUGUAUAACUUUCAAUAAAUAGAGAUAUUUGUAUAGUAAUCACUAUCUUAUUUUCAUAUAGUAAAUAGGCUAGCAGAUAACUUCUAAGAAUACUUUUAUUCAUUAUAAAAAUGUAUAUAGCCCAUAUCCUAUAUAGAUUUCUUUUAUCAAACAAAAUGUAAUGGAUUGUUGAACGAUCAAGAUAGACUCUUUCAAAGGGAUUAGCUGAAUCCCUAUACUAGGAAUUGUUAAAAUGUAAUAUGUCAAAAAAUGGUUGACAAGUGUCGAAAAAGUUGACAAAUAAACGUGCACAUUUCGAAAGAGUUGAUAAGGUUUACUAGAUAUCAGACAGCUAUUUGCGGAUGGAUCCACUUUAAAUUUUAGGAGACAUAGCUAUUAAUACUUUGAUCAAAGAUAAUAGAUCUUAAUAUCAACCUUUUAUAAAUAGAUAUUAUAAAUAAAGAAUAUUAUAAAAAAAAUGCAAAUUAUUUCGCACAUAUAACUAAAAAUGAUAAAUAUAAGAGAGCAAGUUAUCAUCUAUUUUCAUAUAAAUCUGUAGAGUUAUGAAAAUCUGUUUAAUUUAUCAUUUUAAUGCAAUUUUAAAGUCAAAAUUAUUAACCUUUUAAAUUAUAAAUUAAAAAAAAAGUUUAAAAAAUAUUAAUUUAAGAAGCAUGGAUCUGAUUUAAUAAGAGUAUCUGUUAAAAGCGCUUUAUUUUACUCUGGUCUUUUCAAACUAGAUCACUUUCUAUAAAAAUCCCUUGGCAUGAGUUAAAGUUAUAGUUGAUUUUUUAAUUUUUUUCCAUAGUUGUAAUUUUUAGACUAUUCAAAAAAUUACUAUUGGUAUUUUCAUGCAGAUUUUACCGCUAAUUUUUUUUAUGCGAAUUUUUUAUUUUAUUUUCAUGAUUUAAUUAUUAUACAACUACAAUAUAUUUUUGCAUCUGUUGCAUUUUUAUGCAUAAAUUUAUAUUUAAAUUGACAAGUUUAUCUGUAACUUUCAUUAUUCUGUUGUUUGAAUGCUUUAUUUUAAUCAUUUAUAUCGCACAUUGAAAUUUUACGUUGGUUUUUUACUGCAAUUUGAAGAAGUGAUCAGCAAAAAAGAAUAUUUUCCAACGCAAAAUAUAGUUUCUGUGUCUGCUAUAGAAAUUUAAUUGGAUUUUAUAAAGAAGAGAUUAUUUAAUCUUUUAAUCUGUUCUAUAUUACUUUUGCUCUAUUCUAUACUAUUCAGCUUUGAUAUCAUAAUUUUUAUCAUCAUUGGUAUUUUCAUGCUGAUUUAUAGGUCAGGCUUUACUUUUUGGCUUUUUUUUUUUUUACUAAAAAAAAAUCCAUGAUUUUUCCCACUUUUUUUAAAAUUCAACAAUCAUUUUUAUAGGGCACGAAAUGUCAUGAAAAUACCACCAUAUGGUAUUUCCAUGUCUGUCAGACCUCGAGGUCUUAUCAAAUAAUCAAUUAAUCAAUUUAACUAGCUUCUAGUUGGACCCCUAGUUGCGAAGCACCAGAAAUGCAUUUUUAUCCAUCUUGCCGCUACUCUCAAGCUCAUGUCAGGCCUUGCAGUUUGGUUCGCUCCUCCUUACACCCGUAAAGUCGUUUGGAAAUCAGAAACACGGGAAACACUAGCAGCUUGGCGUGUUGCCUAACUCUAUCCGACUUUCAUUUCACCACCUAUACGGCCUAAAUUCCUGCCUUUUAUACCAGCAAAGGAAAGAGGUAAAACUCGAUACACAAGACGCGAAGUAUAAAAUUCCUCGCCAUUUUCUUCUCUUGUGCAAAUAGUCCGCGUGUAAAAACCUAACACUAUAAUAAUAGAAGUUGGGUAGGGAAAAGGAACUCGCGGAGCGAAUUACCUUUUCAUCAGAAACCAUUUUAUUAUUUUGCUCGAGGUCUUAUCACUUGCAUUGCGCCAAUAUGCUGGAGUCAGAUAUUCCAGCAGGGACUUGGUUUUGUCAGUAUUGCGUCCAAUACGUGGAGAAGAGGCUCAAAGAUGAUUACCUGAAAUUGGAAAAAAGUGAGAGGCAUCAUAAAGAAUCAAAAAUAAAGCAUUUUGCGGGAAAAGUGAAUGAUGAGCAAAAAGAUAUAACAGUGAGAUGAUUUGAGAAGAAGUAUCCUGAAUAUGUUAAACAAGGGAAAAUACAGUAUCCAAUUGCCGAUGAACUAAUUCUAAAAGAAUGUGAACUUUCUCAAGCUCCUGUGCCAGUGCCGCUUCCGCUGCCUAACCCUUUGAGUUUUCCUUCAGAGGACAUCGGAGACUUGUUUUUCGUAGUUGAUUUUUUUUACAAUUUUGGGAAAAUGAUGAAAGUGUCUCCGUUUACUAUAGAGCAGCUUUAUUAUGCGUUGAAUGCGACUGUGGAGACAGCGCUUAUUAAAGAGCUGCAUAUGGCUCUUAUUAAGCUUCUUAUUGGGCAUGUUUUGUCAAGAGAAAAUGCUUAUGAAGUUUUAAAUGAAGACAGCAAAUUUUUAUAUUCAGCUGCACAGCUAUCAGAACUUUUUGAGAUUACAGAAUUUUUGCCUUAUUCUUGGCUUACUCUCUUGGAUGAGAUAAUCCAACUCCCAAUAUUCAAAGACUAUGCCGAAGAUUCAAUAGUUUUGAAAAAAGACGAGUCAUAUCUAGAGCUGAAUUAUUUUAGUUGUAGUUUCAAAAUGCGACUAGGAAUUUUAAUUUUGUUGAUCAAUUGCUUAUUUGAUGUAAAAGAAUUGCAUGAUGAGCUUUCAAGAAGAUUGGAAGAAAAAGGAGACUUAGCCAAAGAAAAAGCCAAAUUGAAUUUGGAAAUUAAAGAGAUUGAGUUAAAGCUCCCAGAAAUCAAAGGCCUUGCAGCCACAAGAAAAGCAUCAAGCAUGACUGAAAAGAUACAAAAGAAGCAAAAUAAAAUUGAAGAAAUAAAUAAGAAGCUUGAAACAAUUCAUCUUAGAACGUCCCCAAUUGGCUUGGACAGAGAUUAUAAUGAGUACUACUUUUUCAAAUGGGACCUCAAAAAAUUAUACGUUAGGAUGAAUAGUCCAAUAGCUCAGCAUCCUCCAGAGAAAACUGAUGAAUCAGGAGUCUGGUAUGCUUUUACCCGUUUCAGCAGCCUUGACUUGCUGCUUCAAGCUCUAUGUCCCAAGGGCAUCAGAGAAAAUAAAUUAAUUGAAGGAAUCAAAUGGGCCAAAGACAGACUUAAACUUCUACCUGGAGACGAUUCAUCAACAUCAAGUGAAAUGCAGAUUGAUGAGUCAAGUCAUGGAUCUAAAGGAGGAAUUGAAAUUUAUGUGAAUAAAGAAAGCUCAUUUAAAGAUGGGGAAUCCACAAUUGAUGCCUUCCGAGAUAUGCUCUUGAAAAUUGAAAAAAAGUUUACAAAAUACCUGAAAAAAGGAAAUAAAUUAUGGGAAGGGUAUGAAAGAACUGAGGACUGGAAGCGGGAAGUGAUGAAGGCAGAAGAGCCAUCGGCCUUGGCAAAUCUACUUCUUGAACAUUCUCAGAAAUCUGCUUCACCUUUAAAGCUGGCAUCUUCAAGCGAUCAAAGCGGAGACUCUGAUGAAGAACGUGUAUAUACUCAAAAGUAUCGUAAAGUGAGUAUAGAGAUUGCCCUUGGAUUGGUAGUACUAUGUUAGCAGCUAAUAAUUAUUUAUAGCUCUAUUUAUUAAUGGCCAAUAAAAGUAAUUUUUCUAUAUUAAAAUAUGGCAAGAUCUUGGAGAUUACUGUCAAUUAUGGGAAAACCUAACCCAAUCUAUUACUACUUUUGGGCAACUAGCUCUUGUAAUAGGAAUUUAUCAAGAAGUUUUGAAUCAAUACAUGGCUAAGAAGAAUGAAUCAGGUAAACAUGAAAAUGAGCCAAAGAAAAAGGUCAGGGAAGAAGAAAAAAGAGUUCUAAGAUCCGAAGUAAAAAAGAUCCCGAUUGAGAUCAGCAGCAGUUCUUCCUCUUCUUCUUCUUCGGACGAUGAUUUAAAGCAUGAAGAUAACUGCUAUUUUUGCGAUGAUGGUGGAAAAUUAAUUUGCUGUGAAACCUGCCCAAAAGUUGUGCAUCCUAAAUGCAUAGGACUCAAAAAAGUGCCAAAAGAAGACUGGUACUGCGAUGAGUGUAAGUACAAACAGCAAAAUGCUCCUCAAACUAGACUGAGAUCAAGGCUUAGAAAAAACGAGUAA